Molecule: messenger RNA, 2535 nt
Organism: Anthostomella pinea
Lineage: Eukaryota; Fungi; Ascomycota; Sordariomycetes; Xylariales; Xylariaceae
Source: the annotation of a GenBank genome assembly
AUGCCAGACCUCCACGGCACACCGGCCAUCGCCCCCACCAAGAUGGCAUGCGCCUCGGCCCGGAUGGGCAUCCGCAGUGUCGAGCUUUACGCGCUUCUAGACAUGGCCGCCGACCCGACUCGUCAUCCCCCGGGCCCCGAGUGUAUCAGGGGAAUAUUCUCAAUGCUUGGGGGCUCUUUCGACGGCAAGCUGAACUACUUGUCUCCUCAGGCUGUCCAGAAGAAGACGCUCGAGCACACCAAGCGGAUCUUCGAGAACUGGUCCUGGCUUCGCGACGUCAUCCCGCGCCACGAGGACGUCGUCCAGCGACGAUGGCUCAAGAAGUCGCCCAACAAGCGAGGGACCCUGCUGACCCACGUCUGGCCCGACAUCCCUACUGGCCAUCGACCCGACCUGUACGCCAUCAUGGAGAUCAUGGCCAAUGUCCGCGGCGCUGGCCACGCCGCUAGGCGAGAGGUCUACCUCUGGCCACACCUCAACCUCGAGGACCUUGUCAAGCCUGAGCCGCUGCUCCUGAUGCUCAAUGCACGUGGUCGGAACUACCCCGACGCUUUCGUCAACUCCGACUUUGACGCCUGCCGCAUUGGCUUGUCUGACUUGCAGCUCGUUCCCGCAAACCCCGUUCCAUCUUCGCUUUGCAUGCAAUGCUUCUAUGGUCAGCUAUCCUAUUGUCUCCACGAUGAAGGGCGAUGUCGCGAUCGCAAGCUUUGUGCCGAGGGUGUCGUUCCAGGGCUCGGCCUCUUGCUCCUGGAUAUUCAGGAUUGGCUUUACCACUUUCUAGUCCAGUGUAGCCGCGCUAUCCUCCACGAUAUCCCCCAGAACGAUAUCAUCGCGGCCAACUUUCCUGUGCGCCCGGAGCCUCCCUCGGUCUCGGCUACGUGUCGUGCAGAUAUCCUUGAUGCGUUUUCUAUUGCCGUCCAAGAGGCUCCCUACCGCCUUCCAGCCGACUUUAACCUGAACCGUCUCGAAGCUGUCGUUUCUGCCAGGCUUGCGGCAGCGAAGGAUCACGUAUUCGCGCUACGAGAGGACCCCGGCUACUUCGCCCAUACUAUUCUUGGCUGCAAAGAGCAUAACAACGCCAACGUGCUCGACCUCGCCGGGAACCCUCACGCAUCACUCUUACAGGGUGAUGCACACAUGUGGGACCAUGAAAUCCAUCGUAGCAUCGGGGAGGCACUUGAGGCGGUCGUCAUGUGGCAUACUCUGCUACAGCAGAUCGUGGCGUUUCGAUCUCGUGUGGCCAAAAAACCAGCCUAUCAUUGCGAUAACUGUUUCUGGAGCGACACAUUGGAUGCCUUCGUUGAGCUGGACAAGGAUCUGGACCGUUUCCUGAAAGAGCUUAUGCAACGAACUUACGACGGCUUUUACAGCUCCCCUAUCAUGCGUUCCACACAAUGCUGUAUCGAUGGCAGUGACCCCGAGCACUUCUCGCUCCACUAUAGAAAGCCAUAUCAGCCCGGAACUGUCAUGAGCAAGCUACAGUUCAUACACAAUGUCUUGUACACAAAGGUCCCCAUUGGAUCGCUUGACCUCGGUCGCAAGGUGUUUUUGGACGAGCUGGACCUGUUCCUGAAGAAGCAGCCGGAAGCCCGCCAGAAGUUCACUUCUUGGACCUUGAGCCACCUCGCCUAUGUCUAUCUUCUCUCCGAUUGCGCCGAGCAGCUGAGAUUAUAUCUAGUGUCGGAAUCAUGUGACGACAGCCUCAUCGCCAAAAAGGUGGCUGCUUCCGAGACAGACGAGUAUCAACGUCACCCACUCCUGGCCAGCCUCAAGAACUGUCACUGGUGCCAUGGCUUAUCAUCGUUUGGGAAACCGUCCAAGAACCAAGUGCAAUAUCCAGCUGACAAGCCCCACAACAAACGAAACACGGAUAUCAAGAUGCAGGCCAAGAAACGGCUUGACUAUCUCUGGGAUGACCUUCGCAGGUCGUUGAAGAAGAAUGUCGAGUCGAGUCCGCUUCUCGGAGACUUGCUAUCCCAGAACGGGCUGGUGAGAACUGAGUCGUGGGUUGAACCGUUGUGCAGCAAGAAGAAGGAUCGCCUGGCGGCACAGGUGAGUUUCGAGCCAGCCUACCUACUGCCACAUACGGCCCCGGUCGCCAAUGCUCGUUCGGAAAUCCUGCUUCCUAGUCGCGGCAAGGUCAAGACUCGUGGUACACCAAUCAGCCAGUCGUUCGAUGCGGCAGGCUCAAUGAUUGAAGAGGAGCAGACGGAUGCUCCCAGACAAGUGUUCAAGGUCAAAGACAGAGCCUUGAGGGUUUUCAAGACGUUGUUCCACGACGACUCCGGAGAAGCUUCGCCCGGUGAAAUCCCAUGGACCGAUUUUUGCUUUGCUAUGGCGUCGAUGGGCUUUGCCCACGGGAAGCUGUUCGGGUCCUUUUGGAACUUCCACCCAACGGAUGAAAAGGCCCACCGAAGCAUCCAAUUCCAUGAGCCGCACCCUGUCGCGAAGCUUCCGUACAUCACUGCCAAGAGGUUUGGUCGAAGGCUCAAUAGGGCGUUUGGCUGGACCGCAAACAUGUUCACACUUGCUUGA